Oncorhynchus mykiss (rainbow trout) is the source of this 5179-nucleotide messenger RNA. RefSeq names its product janus kinase and microtubule interacting protein 2 (gene jakmip2). The record is from RefSeq and is a predicted model, not a curated record. Gene Ontology annotation, molecular function: kinase binding; microtubule binding. NCBI's taxonomy places the organism in Eukaryota, Metazoa, Chordata, Actinopteri, Salmoniformes, Salmonidae.
GGUCUCGUAGCAUCAUCGCUCUCGAUUCAUUGUAAGGCUGCUGAUGCUGAUCAGCAGCAGAGGAAAAACCAAGGGCCAUGGAGACGGGUAUAAAAACCUUAGGCCUUAAUACAUUGUGGAGAUUAAUUACACGCUCUUCUGUCUACUAAGAUCAUGAGGAAGAGGAAGAACUGGAAACAACAGGAGGGCCUCUGUUCGUUUCUAUGAAGUCUCAAUGAAAGCAUUGGAGCAGCUGUAAUAUUUGACUCAAUGGCAAAGAAGGGACGCACCAAGGGCGAGAAGCCCGAAGCGCUCAUCUCUGCUUUACAGGCAGCUAACGAAGAUCUCAGGUCCAAACUGACUGACAUUCAAAUAGAACUUCAUCAAGAGAAAUGCAAGGUGAGUAAAUUGGAGCGUGAGAAGGUGCAGGAGUGCAAGCGUACCCGGGAGCAGGAGCAGCAUCGGCACACGGCCACGCUGACAGAGCAGCGAGCCAAAUGGCACGAGGAGAAGCAGAAGGAGCUCCAGGCGCUCAGAGAGAACCUGGUCCGCCAGCACGAGCAGGAGCAGGCCCGCACCGCCAAGAUCAAGGACCAGGAGAACCAGCGGCUCAAGGCGGCGCUGAGCGCCAUGCGGGACGGCAGCGGAGAGAAGGUGCGCACAGCAUUGACCCUGGAGGCCAAAGAAGAGGCGCGGCGCUUCUUCGACGUGGAGCGGGUCAAGCUGCUGCAGGAGAUCUCCGAGCUCAAGCAGACCAAGAAGCAGACAGACGAGGCGCUCAGCACCAUGAUCCAAGCAGAUAAGAUGAAGGCUGGGGACCUGCGCUCCGAGCACCAGAUUCACCAAGAGCAGAUUUCCAAGAUCAAGUGGGACAGCGAGAGGGACAUCCGCAGACUGGUGGAUGAGAUCAAGUCUAAAGAGCGCACCAUCUUCUCACUGGAGAAGGAGUUGGAGAAUGCCAUUGGCUUGCUGCAGAAGCUGCAGAUGCAGAAGGAUGCCCUGGACGACCAGCUGUUCCUGGUCAAGGAGGCAGAGUGUAACCUGGGCAGCCCCAAGAGAGAGAUCCCUGGACGGGCUGGGGACGGGGCAGAACACUGUGGCAGCCCGGUACGACAUAGAAAGUCAGAGGGGAACUUGGAAAUGGACAUGCGCAGGAACCAGAGGCGCAUGGCUGACCUCAACUCCACGAUCCGCAAGCUGGAGGACCGCAACUCACUGCUGGUGGAUGAGAGGAAUGAACUGCUGAAGCGUGUGCGGGAGUCUGAGAAGCAGUGUAAGCCCAUGCUGGAAAAGAACAAGGUGCUGAAUAAGAGGAAUGAUGACCUCAGCCAGACCCUGCAGCGCAUGGAAGAGAAACUCAAAGGCCUGGCCAAGGAGAACCUGGAGAUGAAUGAGAAGAUCAGCUCCCACCUGCCACUGAAGAAAGCCAACUGUAAGUCUCUGAAUGAUCUGGACCAGGCGCAUGAUGACCAGGAGAUUGAGUUCCUCAAGCUGCAGGUGCUGGAGCAACAAAGCAUGAUCGACGAGCUGACAAGAGAUAGGGAAAAACUAUUGCGGAAGAAGAGGCAUAAACGAAACAACAGACCAAUAAAGAGACACAUUGUAGUGGACACCUUCUUUGGAUACGAUGAGGAAUCCAUGGACUCAGAGACGUCCUCCGUGGCUUCGUUUCGCAUGGACCGCACUCCAGCCACUCCUGAUGAAGACCUGGAUGAGGGACUGGUCAAUGAGGAGUCGGAGCUGCGCUUCAGGCAGCUGACCAGAGAGUACCAGGCCUUACAGAGGGCAUACGCCCUGCUGCAGGAACAUCAAGGGGGCCUUCUGGACGCUGAGAUAGAAGCUAAGGCUCAGGAGCAGCUACAUGCAGACAUUCUCAGGUACAAGGCCAAGAUAGAAGACCUGGAGAAGGAGCUCGCCCACAAAGGACAGGACUCCAAGUGGGUAGAGGAGAAACAGCUGUUCUUCAGGAGGAAUCAGGAGCUGCUGGAAAAGGUGGAGAAGUUAGAUGCAAAAUGUGGUCGACAGCAACAGGAGCUGCAAGACUCCAAGGACCAGAAUGAGCUCUUGGAAUUCAGAAUACUGGAACUAGAGGAGCGUGAGCGAAAGUCCCCUCCGUUUAAUCAUCUCCGCAUGCAUCCGUUCUCCGAGGGUGUCAGCGCCCUACAGAUCUACUGUAUGAAGGAAGGAGUGAAGGAUGUCUGUGUACCUGACCUGAUCAAGCUCCUAGACAUUCUGGGUGAUAAUGGGAACUUGCGAAAUGAGGAGCAAGUGGCCAUUAUUCAAGCUAGCACUGUCCUCUCUCUUGCUGAAAAGUGGAUACAACAGAUUGAGGGAACAGAGGCAGCGCUGCACCAGAAGAUGAUUGACCUGGAGCUCGAGAUGGAGAUGUUCUGUAAGCAGAAAGGCUAUCUGGAGGAGGAGCUGGACUACAGGAAGUCAGCCCUGGAUCAGGCCUACACGCAAAUCCAGGAGCUGGAGGCUACUCUCUACAACGCGCUGCAGCAGGACAAGGUGAUCGGGUACGGCGAGCCUCUGAGUGACAUGCAGAAGGACGAGCUACGUACGUCUGUGGAGAAGCUACGCAGACAGAUGCUGAGGAAGAGCAGAGAGUUCGACUGUCAGGUUCUGGCUGAGAGGAUGGAGCUGCUCCACCAGGCCCAUCAGAGAAUCCGAGACCUGGAGGAUAAGACAGACAUUCAGAGGAGACAAAUUAAGGAUCUGGAGGAGAAGACAGCGUGGAAACCUGGAGAUUGUGUUUGUGACUGCAGUGGCUUUUAUUUUGGGGAGAAGAGAGUCGACUUUGUGACUCAUAUUGUAACAGUGAGUGGAUAUGGAACUGUUGUGUGUUGGACAUGGCUGGGAAUUCACACCUGUUUGAUUUGGGACCUCACUCUGGGGAUAUACAUAAUGCUGCACUGCACUGGACUGAUCCUUGGACCAUGGAACUUCAACUCAGUGGGAUAACUGGAACAGAACCCUCAGUCGGAAAACACACACACUCACACACACGUGUAAACAGUCAUAUACACUGUACACGAACAUACUGGAAACACACACACACACACGCAUGCACACACACACAUCAACCCACUUUUAAAGACAAAGGAAACCAAAGUCUAGGAGAUCUUAUCUCUGCCAUGCAGGGGAACGCUACACCAUCCAUCUACUCCAAGACUACACCCUGGCUACAUACCGGCUACCCCCAGAGUACCCCCCGACUACCCCCAGAGUACCCCCCAGACUAACCCCAGACUACCCCCCAGAGUACCCCCCGACUACCCUAGCCUACCUCCAGAGUACCCUUGACUACCCCAGCCUACCCCCAGACUACCCCCCUUGACUACCCCCAGAGUACCCCCCGACUACACACAGAAGAGGACAGGAAUGACUGCUGUAGGCUACAUCAACAGGCCUCACCAGACCACAGUCCUUCCAACUCUCUCCCUCUCCUCUCUCUCUUAUAAACCUGAUCGGACGCUCUUAUGUGUGAAUGCACCCCUUCACAGGAGUGACGAGACAUGAUCAGGGCCUGUGAGUGUGGUGACUGACUGAUCUGAUGGUGACUGAAUGACUGAUCUGAUGGUGACUGACUGACUGUUCUGAUGGUGACAGACUGACUGUUCUGAUGGUGACUGUUCUGAUUGGGACUGACUGACUGUUCUGAUGGUGACUGACUGACUGUUCUGAUGGUGACUGUCUGAUCUGAUGGUGACUGACUGACUGUUCUGAUUGGGAUGGACUGUUCUACUUGUGACUGAAUGUUCAAAUUGUGACUGACUGUUCUGAUUGUGACUGACUGAUCUGAUGGUUACUGACUGCCUGUUCUGUGACCAGGAGACACAGGACAUGGGACACCCAGCUCAGGUGAUGGCAGAGAUAGAGAAGUACGGGAGAGAGGAUCCACUAUGUGCUCACACACUGACCCACCAGAUAUCCUUUUCAACAGAAGACCAAGGUUUCUGUUUGUAGACUUUAACUGUCAUUUUUUAAACCAGCAGACAGAAUGGAAUUAGGUCUCUGGUUCUACUUCCUUUCCUUUUUUAAUAAACCAAAAGUCCCAGUCGAUCCCCAUGUACCAAGAUUUCCACAGAGAAAAAAGAAGACCCUCUAUAUGGCUGUGUAAUAUAUAGAUUUGUUGAUAUGUACAUGUGUCUUGAUGAUUUCUGUAGUCUCUUUUCUUCUUUCUGUGAAUAUGACCUCUUUCUCCUCUGCAGCUUGAACAGUAGAACUACUCAGCCGUUUCUAAAUACUCCAACGUAUGAAACACUGUUUAUUGUGGUGACAGCUGCAAAUGAACUUUACUUCCUCAAUUGUACUGAACUUAAAAUAAUUGGAAUAUCGAUAUUCUCCUCCACUCUUUUUCCUUUCACAUUCCCUCUCUUUUGUACUCUUUCAAGAUGGUCAAUUGUAGCCUACCAGCAGGAGUUUCAUGGUUUAUACUGAAUGACGAUUACCACUCCCUUUAAAUGAACAGUAAACACUACGUCCCAGCUACCUACCUGCAUCCUUAACAGCUUUGGCUGAUUCUGGUCAUUGUCUUCUCAGCAAAUCGAUCAGGAAUACUGUAAAACGAAAAGGAAUACUGUACCUCUUUCAGCAAUGACAUGCCUUUUUGCUCUACUGUAUUUGACUAACACCUCUUUCAGCACCAUGGACACCACAGGGGUUGGUUCUAACCUUCCUAACCCACCAUCCCCAUCUCCCAACUGAAAUAGGAGAAAGUUGACGAAAUGUCUACCUGCUGGUUCUGCUUCUCUCCUUUCACCCUGACUAUGUCCUGGUCUUGCAAUAUUAACUACAUGUCCCUGUCCAAACCCUCACCCACCCACGCUAGCUCCCCCACCCGGCCCUAUUUAGCGGCCUAGGAACCCAAAGCAUCCCAUUACAUACCUGUACAUGUCCCACUUCUCUUACAUUACACUGUAGGAGAAUGAUUGACACUAUUUUGGAACAAACUCAGCCAACUAGCGAUUGCCUUAAAUGCGCUUUCCCCAUCAAUUUGUAAGUUAUUUUUAAUGAUUAUGUUUUUGAUCAGUUAGUAUGAUUAUGUAAAGUUGUACAUUUCUUUUCACCGAGGACAUUGAUUUGUAUAUCUUUACCCUCCUGUCUUCCAACGAGAAUUUAACCCCCUCCUCUUCUUUCAAGUAUAUUAAACAAAACAAAAAGGGAUAAUGAUGAAAAUAAAAGUUCAUGGCUUGCA